Molecule: messenger RNA, 2515 nt
Organism: Xyrauchen texanus (razorback sucker)
Lineage: Eukaryota; Metazoa; Chordata; Actinopteri; Cypriniformes; Catostomidae
Exons: 7
Coding region: 97-1287 (396 amino acids)
Source: RefSeq, a predicted model, not a curated record
CGUAAUCUGCUGUUUAUUGAAUCAACAGUCAGUGGAUGUGUGUGCGGUUCAGAAACAUUUACAGAGAAACAGAUUAAUCAUAAACUCUCCAUCAAUAUGAAGAAUCAUUAUUUAUCGUUCUUACUCUUAUUACUCGUGGAGGGUGUGUUCAGUGACGUGAUGAUGUCAGUGAUGGAGGGAGAUUCUGUCACUCUACAGAUUGAUGUUACUGAGAUUCAGGGAGCUGAGACGCUGAUGUGGACGUUUAAUAAUCAAAGUGAUUUCAUAGCAAAGAUUGACAGAGAAAAUAAGAAGAUUAUCCCAGUACCCCCGAAAAAUGUUGAAAGAUUCAGGAACAGACUGCAGGUGGAUCAGAUCGGAUCUCUCACCAUCACAAACAUCAGAACCGAAGACUCUGCACUUUAUACACUAGAGAUCAGGAACAGUCAUGGGAGUUCAUCCAAGAGAUUCAGAGUUACUGUCUAUCGUGUGUCUGAUGUUGAGACAAAGUCUGUAAUGGACGGAGAUUCUGUCACUCUACAGACUGAUCUUACUGGAUUACAGACGGAUGAUGAGAUCCAGUGGAGUUAUUUUACACCAGAAGAAACUCGUUUAGCACGAGUCACUAUAGGGGCUGGAGACAGCUACACUAGAGUAUUCGAUGAUGCUGAUGUGAGAUUCAGAGGCAGACUGUAUUUGAACAGUAAAACUGGAUCUCUCAUCAUCAGUGACAUCAGAAAUGAACUCUCUGGACUUUAUAAAUUAGAGAUCAACAGAUCACAGACCAAACCAAAGAUCUUCAGAGUUACUGUUAGUGGUGUGUCUGAUGUUGAGACAAAGACUGUAAUAAAGGGAGAUUCUGUCAUUCUACAGACUGAUCUUACUGGAUUACAGACGGGUGAUGUGUUCCAGUGGAGUUAUUUUACACCAGAAGAAACUCCUAUAGCACGAGUCACUAUAGGGGCUGGAGACAGCUACACUAGAGUAUUCGAUGAUGCUGAUGUGAGAUUCAGAGGCAGACUGUAUUUGAACAGUGAAACUGGAUCUCUCAUCAUCAGUGACAUCAGAAAUGAACUCUCUGGACUUUAUAAAUUAGAGAUCAUCGGAUCACAGACCAAAUCAAAGAUCUUCAGAGUUACUGUUAUUGAUCUGGGUCUGUCUACAGGUGCAAUAGCAAUAAUUGCUGUUGUUGUUAUUGUUGCUCUUCUGCUGCUCAUUGCUGCUGCUGCUGCUGCUGGUGUGAUUCACCAUCGCCGCAAGGUCUCUGAACUAAGAAAUCAAAUUGGAAACCAAAAAGGCAAAAAGUAAUUGCUCCAAGGAAUAUUUGGUAUCAUCUAUUAAAGAGAUAAAGGUGAGAAGAGACACAUGACAGUCUGAAUUCAGGAUCCUAAACAUCAACAGUAUUUAAUCAAUAUAACAAUAUAAACAUGAGUUUAUUUGAAACUAACACUUUAGCACUAUUGCGCUGAGACACUUAACCAGACUGAAGAGCUUUAAUAUAAUAUGGCAGAAACAGAGAAACAUGUUUUCAUUGAUUAUAAUGUUGAUGUCAGAGUUUGCAGUUCACACUGAUGAUCAAUCGAUCAGAAACAUCUUUGACUGAUUCAGUGUGAUUGUUUGAAUCUCUGUGAGAUAACUUUGUCUUUUUUACACUUAUAUUGCAGAAGUAACCUCGAGCUAAACUAAAAGUGUUUGUGUAUUUUCUAUUGUAUUGUGAGUGAUGUCAUCAGCAGCAUGUGUUCAAUGAGACAAACGUCAUAUUUGUGGUCAAAUCAUUUUAUCAGUUCAAACCAGUCUGACCAUUCUCCAUUGAUCUCUCCCAUCGACAAGUGUUUCAUACACAGAACUGACCCUCACUGGAUGUGUUUUGUGUUUUUGGCAUCAUUCAGAGUAAAUUCUAGAGACUGUAGUGUGUGAAAUACUCAAACCAGCCCAUCUGACACUAACAAUCACCCAUGUGAUCAUCUAAUCAGCCAAUCAUGUGUACCAAUGAGUAAACAUUUAAUGAAAUGUACGUUAUUGUAACUGGAUCUUACAGUUCAAACAAAAUCCAUGUUUACACACUGACACAUAGUUAAAUCAUUUUAAACCAUGACUUUAACUAUACAGAAGUAAUAUUUACAUUAUAUUAAUGAUGUUAGUCAGAGGGGAACUGGCCCACACAGUGAGUUUGUUAUUUUUCUCCAUUAAUCCACAUCUUAUGGAGUUUUGUGUUCCUUGCCACAGUCGCCUACAGCUUGCUCACUGGGGUUAUUAAUACAACUAUUAUUUAAUUAUUUUUUAAAUACAAUUAAGAAUCAUAUUUUAUCUAAUUACACAACGAUGAUUCAUCGACAUUAUAGACAUUACAGUUUUAUUUUCUGUUAAUGCUGAUCUUCUGUAAAGCUGCUUUGAAACGAUGUGUGUUGUGAAAGGUGCUAUACAAAUAAAAAUGACUUUAAUUUAUUUGAUUUACUUUUGUAUCUUUAAACUUUAAAAUCUUUAAACCAAAUUACCAUAACCUACAUGUUAUAAGUGAAUAUUUAAAUCAUCCACA